Messenger RNA from Zootoca vivipara (common lizard), 507 nucleotides. It is a transcript of the gene ATP5MF, whose product is annotated as ATP synthase membrane subunit f. Gene Ontology annotation, biological process: proton motive force-driven mitochondrial ATP synthesis. Gene Ontology annotation, molecular function: proton-transporting ATP synthase activity, rotational mechanism. Gene Ontology annotation, cellular component: proton-transporting ATP synthase complex. NCBI's taxonomy places the organism in Eukaryota, Metazoa, Chordata, Lepidosauria, Squamata, Lacertidae. The record is from RefSeq and is a predicted model, not a curated record.
AGGAGAGGGCGACCUUCUUUUCCCACGAGCCCCGCGCGCGCAACCUUCUCCCGGCAGCCCUUGCGAGCGGAGGACAGGGAGACGCUGCGGCAGCUUCAAGAUGGCGGACCGACCCGUUCCAGUAAAAGACAUGAGGCUGCUGGAUGUAAAAGUGGGGCAAUUGCCAAACUGGUUAGCAACUCGAAAUUACACCCCAGCUGGGUUUGUUUUGGGUGUCCGAGGAGGCUAUGACAGAUUUGUCAAAAAGUACAUUGAUGUGAAGAAACCAGGCAUUGGUGGCUUGGCCAUGAUGCUAACUGCCUAUGUGGUUAUCAGCUACAUCUGGAGCUUCGACCAUAUAAAGCAUGAUCGCUGGAGGAAGUAUCACUGAAGCUUGAUGGACCAGAAGAAUACAAGCUACCAUACUGCAAAUUGUAAUGAGUUAGCUUCAACUGGAUGCAGAUUGGCUCUUACCUUCUAGACUCAACAGUGUACUCUGUGACCAAUAAUAAAAUACUUUCAUUGUGA